AUGGACGGCUUUCAGCGAGUUUCUGGAAGGUGCGAGAGGCGUUUCAGUGGAAGAAGUGGUGAUGAAAGCGUAGGCGAGGAGGAGGACGACGACGAUAUGCCGGACCUUUGCAGCGACCCUGAAGAUUGUGAUUACAACGAGAUUCAAGACGGUGGGGAUCAAGAAAUUAGGGAUCAAGGCGGUGGGGAUUAUAGUCGCGGGGAUGAAGGAAGGGAGAAUGGGUACGGGGGUCAGGAUGGGGAUGGGUCUCGAAGUCAAAAUGGUCGGGAAGUCGAAGAGGCAUUGUGGUUCGAUGAUGCUGCAGCGACGGCGACGCUAGCGGGUGUGACGGAAGCGGGGGAAGCGGUAGCGGAAGUUGAGGAAAGUGAGCUGCCAGAUCUUGUAUCGCCUCGUACGAGCACGUCACCGCUUGUGACUGAAACGGGUGCGACCGAAACGAGGCCUCUGAAUGAAAAUGAAGCCGCAGCAAGCGAGGAUGAGCUGCCAGCUCUUACCAGCGGCAGCGAUGGUGGUGCUCUUAGCGAGAGUGACCAUAGCGAGUACGACGAGGACGAGGAAAACGAGGUAGAGGAACGGUGGUGGCGGAGGGAGAAUGAGACCGCGGGCGUCAGGGGCCGUUACUACAACGAGCACGAAGAGAGCGACAAUAGCGAGUACAGCGAGAGUGACAAUAGCGAGUACGAGGUGGAGGAGAGGGACGCAGAGAAUCGAAUCCCAGGCCGCAGGGAACGCGGAAAUUGGGCGGCGGAUCACUUUCUUAGCACUUUAAGACAACUGGAGGGUUUGUUGCUGGAGAUAGGAGGCUCAUGGUCUAGCCUUGAAGGGGCGGAGGAAGACGACGGGCAUGAGGCGGAAAGGGAGGGCGAGGAAGAAGAGGAUGGGGAGGAGGAGGAGGAGGAGGAGGAGGAGGAGGAGGAGGAGGAGGAGGAGGAGGAGGAGGAGGAGGAGGAGGAGGAGGAGGAGGAGGAGGAGGAGGAGGAGGAAGGAGAGGGGGGAUGGAGUGAUGAAGAGGAGGAGCAUGUGGGAGGGAGGGCGCGCGUGCCGCUGUUUCGCAUGGGCGUUGAGAGGCUGGCGUCUGGCUUUAACAGCGGACGGGGCAGACGCGGACGACGAGGGGUGAGGCGAGGGGGCGUGGCGGGGACUGGAUUGAGAGGUGAGGUUACGGGGCUUGAGGGGAGGGAGGGGAUGGAGGGAGGGGUUUCAGGACGAGCCAACAUGCAGCGGGCGGUUCCUGCAUCCUCCACGUCAUCAUCUCCUGCCCCUGCUGCAGCUGCAGGAACAGGAUCAGCAGCAGCAGCGUCGUUAUCGUCAUCAUCCACGUCAGCAUCGUCUGCGUCUUUGUUGUCAGGACCGUUAUCCGCAGCACAAGCAUCGGAAAUGGCACGGCUGGAGGGCGCAGCACCGGUCUUUCUGAGACCUUUUCAGGAGGUCGAGGGAGCAACUCCUGCUGUGCAGCAGGGCGAGAGGGAGCGAGGCGAAGCACCUGACAGAGAAGCCUUCGAGAGAGAAGCGCUCGAGAGGCACGCGCGGGAGGCAGAGGCGCAGGCGUUUGUAGCCGGGCCCACAGAAGACAGGGGAGCGGGGCUGCUGAGGCGACUGAGAGCAGCCCAGCAGCAGGCGCUGCUGCGGCUGGAGGUGGGGCUGGAGCGGCGCCUGCAGCAGCUGAUGCAGGAGCUCGUGGGGCCGUCCGUUCAUGUGGAGUUCAGCCUUCGCCGCGGCCGGCUUGUUAAUGCUGAUGGUAGCCUUGCUGCUGGUGCUGAUGGCGGUGCCGGUGCUGGUGCUGGUGCUGGUGCUACUGGUGCUGGUGCUGGUGCUGGUGCUGGUGAUGCUGGUUCUGGUGCUGGUGGUGGUGGUGGAGUUGGUGGUUUGUUUGGUGCUGGUUUUGGUGGUGGUGGUGGUGCUGGUGGGCUGGCCUUUGGCGGGGCUGGGUUCGAGGCUCGGAUACACUGGGGCGCCGGACCUGCUGCUGCCGAACCUGCUGGCUUCGCAGGCGCGGGUGGUGCCACCACGGAUUCAGACGGAGUCACAACCACAACCAUCGUCUUUGGCAACAGAGGCCACUUUGGUAACCGAGGAGACUAUCUCGACGGCCCUGGCUUAGACGCUUUUCUCGACCAGCUCGUUGCGGCAGACGCCCAACAACGCGGCAACCCCCCGGCGGCUCUCUCCGCGGUCGACGCGCUGCCAGCUGUCGUCGUGCGAUUGGAGGACGUGGAGAGCGGCGCGUCGUGCUGUUCGGUGUGUAAGGAGGUGGCAGAGGUGGGGGAGGAGGUGGUGAGGCUGCCGUGCCGGCACUUGUAUCACGGCGGGUGCAUUCGGCAGUGGCUUGCUGUGAGAAACUCUUGCCCCAUCUGCCGGUUUGAGUUGCCCACUGAUGAUGAGGAUUACGAGGAGAGGAGGAGGUUACGAGAGUGGGAGCAAACGGGGCGGUCGCAGGGGGUGGGGGAGGAAGCCGGGCGGCGGCAGAGAGAGGGGGGAGAAGCGGGGCAGAGGCAGGGGGAGGGGGGGGAAGCAGGGCUGUGGCAGGGAGAGGGGGGAACGGAUGGGUGGCGGGAACAGGAACCGCAGCAGCAGGGGCUGCAGGAGAGGAGGUGGCAGAGAGAGGUGCAAGCAGAUGGGACAUUUCGGGAGCAGGAGCGGAGGCAGGAGCGGAGGCAGGAGCGGAGGCAGGAGCAGGAACAGGGGCGGGAGCAUGAGGACCAGCAGCAGGAGGCGGGGCAGCAGCAAGAGGGGGAAGCACGUGUGGUCGGAGGGGAUGGGGAGCAGGCUUUACUAGGAGCUGGCAGCGUAAGAGGCAGUGAGCAGCGGCAUAAUGGCAUGACAAGAGCUGACGUGCAACUCGUGGGAGGAGGGGAUGGGCAGCGGGCUUUGGUAGGAGCUGACAGGCCUAUAGGCGGCACUGAUCGCCAGCAGCAUGGGGUGGCACGAGCUGGCGCGCAGCAGGUGGUGGGUGAAUGGAGUGAGGAGUUGGAAGGCGGCAGGAGUGGUGAUCAGAGGCCUUCGGAAGGAGAUAGUGAAGAGGGAGUAAGGGAGAGCGUGGGAGAGGACGAGGGGGGGGAUGGUGUGGGGAGCAUGAGUUUGCACGGCCACAGCGAAGUAGUUCGUGGUGCGGGGAGGGGAAGGGGCGGGCGGGCGCGCAGGCAAGGAGGCCAUUUGCUGCGCCUGGCUGGCGUGGUUGCAGCGUUUGCUCUGGGGAGGUCUGUUGUGAGGCGUAUUCGAAGGGGAGAGCCGGGUCCAUUGGAGAUGAGCUCAAGGGAGGCGUGA
Closterium sp. NIES-65 is the source of this 3264-nucleotide messenger RNA. The record is from the annotation of a GenBank genome assembly. NCBI's taxonomy places the organism in Eukaryota, Viridiplantae, Streptophyta, Zygnematophyceae, Desmidiales, Closteriaceae.